AUGUAUGAUGCCAAGGAGCUUUGUACGACAAAUAUCAUGAUGCCUCCAAAAAAAAGAAAGCAAUGGAAUGCAGAAGCGAUGAAGAGGGCAGUAGAAGCAGUUAAGAACAAGGAAAUGGGAACUCUCAAGGCGUCUAAAGCAUUUGGCGUGCCCAAAAGCACACUGAUUGAUUAUGUAAUAAGUAAAAAACCGGUUGAUACAUUACUUGCUAUCAAAUUAGGCAGAAAAGCUACUUUAACAAAUGAACUUGAAGAAGCACUAGUUGAGUAUGCUCUCGAAAUGGAAAGAAGGUAUUUUGAUCUCCGAGCGUCAGAUGUAAGAAGAUUAGCCUUUCAGCUAGCGAUACGUAAUGGGCUUAAGCCUCCUUUUUCUUGCCGAAGUGCCGCUGCUGGAAAAAAAUGGUUGAAAUCGUUCAUGUCAAGACACCCAAAAUUGUCUUUCCGAAAACCACAGGGAAUUUCUGCAGCCCGUGUUAAGGGUUUUACAAAAGAGAAUGUUCAAGCAUUUUUCAACCGCGUUUUGCCAAAAGUUGGCUUUAAUCCAGCAGCAAUCUAUAAUGUUGAUGAGACUGGUAUUACGACAGUACAACACAAACAUGCCAAAGUGAUAAGUUUGAAAGGAAAAAGGCAAGUUGCAGCUUUAACUGCUUCGGAACGGGGUGCUUUAGUAACUAUUGUAACGUGUAUGAACGCUGUCGGUCGUUACAUACCACCAAUGUUGGUGUUUCCCCGCAAAAAUAUGAAGCCUGAGCUUCUAAAUACAGCUCACCUUGGGUCCGUUGCCAGAUGUCAUCCAUCGGGAUGGAUUCAGCAAGACAUUUUUACAGACUGGCUGAGGCACUUUAUUUUACAUGUAAAACCCAGCGAAUCCGAACAAGUUGUCUUGAUAUUAGAUGGACACUAUUCUCAUUCAAGGAAUAUUGAUGUUAUCAACAUUUCCAGAGACAAUUUCGUCCAUAUUAUCUGCCAACCUCCCCAUUCUACAAAUAAGUUACAACCACUCGAUGUCUCCUUUAUGUAA
Messenger RNA from Acanthoscelides obtectus, 1020 nucleotides. The record is from the annotation of a GenBank genome assembly. NCBI's taxonomy places the organism in Eukaryota, Metazoa, Arthropoda, Insecta, Coleoptera, Chrysomelidae.